Molecule: messenger RNA, 1425 nt
Organism: Tarenaya hassleriana
Lineage: Eukaryota; Viridiplantae; Streptophyta; Magnoliopsida; Brassicales; Cleomaceae
Product: AP2/ERF and B3 domain-containing transcription repressor RAV2-like
Exons: 1
Coding region: 104-1204 (366 amino acids)
Biological process (GO): regulation of DNA-templated transcription
Molecular function (GO): DNA-binding transcription factor activity; DNA binding
Source: RefSeq, a predicted model, not a curated record
AAACCCUACGUCAAGAAAGCAGAAGACAUAACCCUUCAUACCUCAAAUCCAUCUCUUCUUUCUCACAGAUACCCAUUUCAUCAAAUUCUCCAACAGAAAAGAAAUGGACAGCAUGAGCUGUAUAGACGAGAGUACGACCAGCACUGACUCCUUCCCCCCCGCCGCACCGGCGGCGGAUACUCCGUCGAAGCUUCCGGCUCCUCCGGCGGUGAAGCUUUACCGUAUGGGAAGCGGAGGCAGUGUGGUGUCGGAUUCCGACAACGUUAUAGGCGUUGAGACGGAGUCGCGGAAGCUUCCGUCGUCGAAGUACAAAGGCGUUGUUCCUCAGCCGAACGGCCGGUGGGGCGCUCAGAUUUACGAGAAACAUCAUCGCGUUUGGCUCGGAACCUUCAACGAGGAGGCAGAGGCGGCGCGUGCCUACGACAUCGCCGCCCGGCGGUUCCGCGGCCGCGACGCCGUCACGAACUUCAAAUCUCCGGCGGCCGACGGCGAACGGGACUGCCAAAGCGACGCCGAAUCGGCCUUCCUCGAGGCUCACUCCAAGGCGGAGAUCGUCGACAUGUUGAGGAAACACACGUACGAGGAAGAGCUUGAACAGAGCAAACGGAGAUUCCACCUGUCGGGGGUUGACGGUGACGGAAACCGUAACGGGACGGGGCAAAACGACGACGCCGGGAAGAAAACGCGUGAGGUGCUGUUCGAGAAGGCCGUGACGCCGAGUGACGUCGGCAAGCUGAACCGUCUGGUGAUACCGAAGCAGCACGCGGAGAAGCACUUUCCGUUACCGACGUCGUCAAGUAACGGCAACGGAACGUCGUCGACGAAGGGCGUGUUGAUGAACUUCGAGGACGUAACGGGAAAAGUGUGGCGGUUCCGUUACUCGUACUGGAACAGCAGUCAAAGUUACGUUUUGACCAAAGGAUGGAGCCGGUUCGUGAAGGAGAAGAAUCUCCGAGCUGGUGACGUGGUUAGCUUCGAGAGAUCAACCGGUCCGGACCGGCAGCUGUACAUCGACUGUAAAAUCCGGUCGGAACCGGAGAAGAACCCGGUUCAGGUGGUUCGGCUCUUCGGCGUGGAUAUCUUGAGUGCACCAACUCCACCACCAAACGACGUCGUUCCAGUUUGCGGCGGCAAGAGAUCUCGGGACCGUGAUUUGUUUACGUUAGGGUGUUCCAAGAAGCAGAUGAUAAUUAACGCAUUGUAACAUUUUGUUUUUUUUUUCAACUCUUUUUUAUUUUUAAUAUUUUUAUUAUUUUAAAAUUUGCAAGUUGCAGCGCUGUGAAAUUGUAAAUUAAGACAAGACCAGAAAAAAAGCUGUAAGAAAAAAAGCUGGAAAAAAAAAAGUUUUUGGGGAGAAAAAGGUAACGGGGAAAUAGUUUUUUUGUCCCAACUCUCAUCAGCAAAUGUUAUUUGUUUUCGAUCUCA